Corticium candelabrum is the source of this 1350-nucleotide messenger RNA. RefSeq names its product zinc finger MYM-type protein 1-like. NCBI's taxonomy places the organism in Eukaryota, Metazoa, Porifera, Homoscleromorpha, Homosclerophorida, Plakinidae. Bases 1 to 1350 code for a protein of 449 amino acids. Gene Ontology annotation, molecular function: protein dimerization activity. The transcript has 2 exons. The record is from RefSeq and is a predicted model, not a curated record.
AUGAAAGGGCAAAGAAAUGGUGUAGCAACUCAAAUAUCUUGUUUAGAAAGACGUGCCAUAUACACACAUUGCUAUGGUCACUCAUUAAACCUAGCCUGCCAAGAAACUGUUCGUGAAGUGAAAAUUGUGAAAGAUGCAGUAGACACCACAUUUGAAUUAUCGAAAAUUGCUAAGUAUUCAGCAAAACGCAAGGCCGAAUUAGUGAGAUUAAAGGAAGAACGGGCACAUAAUGAUCCUGGCUUCAGAACCAUAUGUCCAACUAGGUGGACUGUACGGUCAAAGUCUCUGAGUAGUGUCAGGCAAAACUACUCAGUCUUGCAACAGAGCUUAAGUACAUUUGCAGACUUUGCUAAACAUGACAUGGAAAUCUCUGCCAGAGUUAACGGAAUCAGGUCUCAAAUGGAAAAGUUUUCUUUCUUGUUUGGAGUCAUGCUUGGUGAGAGCGUAUUAGGUAUGGCAGAAAACCUUAGUUGUGUCCUGCAAAGUAAGAAGAUUUCAGCUGCAGAAGUUCAAGCUGCAGCUGAGCUGACGUUGGACACCAUGCUGAAGCACAGGACUGACACAGCAUUUACCAAAUUCUGGGACAAAGUGGUCAAGCACAGUAAAAAUGUAGACGUAGACAAGCCAGCUCUACCCAGGAAAAGGAGAGUACCUGCACGAUUUGACCUAUCAGGUGCUGGUGAGAGUUAUGUUCCGUUGACAGUAAAAGAACACUACAUGAUAAUAUACUAUGCUGCAUUUGAUCGGGUCAUUUCUUCAAUCAAGAACCAUUUUGACCAACCGGGCUACAAAGUUUAUUGCCCCCUUGAAAAUGUAUUGCUCAAUGCCAUAUCGGGGAAUGAUUUUGAGGCAGACAUUCAGAAAGUUAUUGAAGUGUAUGGCAAUGAUUUUGAUCAAGACUUGCUUCGCAUACAGCUAGACAUCUUUCAAACUCAUUUUGCAUCAGAGCAGGGAAAACAGCAAGGAAAUAGUACUAUUUCUGAUGUGAAGUCUCUUUGUCUCAGCCUUGGAGAAGGUCGCCAUGUACUGUCGCAAAUUGAAGUGUUACUGAAGGUUCUUCUAAUCAUGCCUGCCACAAAUACCAGUAGUGAGAGAUCCUUUUCUGCGUUGAGACGGAUCAAGAAUUAUCUUCGAUCAACAAUGAAGCAGGAGAGACUGAACGAUGUCAUGGUUUUGAAUGUACACAAAGACAAGACAGAUAGUCUGGAUUUGAAUUGUUGUUGUAAUGACUUUGUAAGUGGCAGUGAGCAUAUAGACGUGGAAUUUUCGGUAUCUAAGUUUACCAGACCACCAAAUUUAGUAUUCUGCGGAAGACGAGAGAUCAAUGUAUCACGACGACGCUGGGAUUAA